GUGGUGAUUAUCUUCUUCCUCCUUCGGAAAGCGUCGACCCAAGAAAAUGACGUGGGAUGCGGGGAGUGAGGAGCGUAGGUAGAAGUAACUCUAUCGGUGGAAGAAGCUUCUCCGUUUCUGAGUUCUUUUUUAGUCUUGAGCCCCCCUCCCUCUCUUGCUCGAACAGCUUCUGUUUCUCUCGUCCAGUGGGGAAUUGAUCAUCUACCUUCCUUAGUAUCUCAAUUGAAUUUGUUCUCUGCAUUUGCUAUUCUACUUGAGAAAGAGACUUCUAGAAUAGACCGAAUUGAGAAUGCCUACCCUCGUUGGACAAGAUGUCGGCCAUACAGGCUAUGGAAUGAUGAGAAUGACAUGGGUCCCCUCCCCACCCCCACCAACCACCUACUUUCCCGCCCUCAACGAAACCCUCACACUGGGCGCCAACUUCUGGAACGCCGGCGAACUCUACGGCACGCCCGAUUACAACUCCCUGCACCUCCUGCACGCCUACUUCUCGGCGUACCCGGAGAAAGCGACGCAGGUGGUGCUCAGCGUCAAGGGCGGGUUGGUGCCGGGGACGUUGCGGCCGGACGGCUCGGAAGAGAAUAUCCGGCGCAGUGUGGAUGAGUGUUUGAGGGUUCUUGGGGGGACGAAGAAGAUCGAUUUGUUUCAGUGCGCAAGGCAGGAUCCGGGGACGAGUGUUGAGCAGACGGUGGGCGUGUUGAAGGCGUUGGUGGAGGAGGGGAAGAUUGGGGGGAUUGGGUUGAGUGAGGUGGAUGCGGAGACGGUUAGGAGGGCACACAAGGUCCAUCCGAUCGCGGCAGUCGAGGUCGAGCUAUCUCUCUGGGACACCGCCAUCCUCGAGAACGGCGUUGCCAAGGUCUGCGCGGAGCUCGACAUCCCCGUUGUGGCGUACUCGCCCCUAGGACGAGGUGUGUUGGCCGGCGCGUUUACGAGCCUAUCCGAGAUCCCCGAGGGCGACUACCGCAGAGGUCUCCCCAGGUUCCAGGACGAGGCGAUGAAACAGAACAUCAAGCUCGUGCAUGCGGUCAAUGACCUGGCUGUCCAGAAAGGCGUGGCCCCUGUUCAGAUCGCAUUGGCGUGGGUGCUCAGCCUGAGUGGUCGGCCGGGAAUGCCCACCAUCAUCCCGAUUCCUGGCGGCACGACGAUCGACAAGAUUACGCAGAAUAUGCAGGGAGUUCCUCGCUUCUCUGAUGCGGAGAUGGCGGAGAUUGAUGCCAUUUUGAAGCAGAAUGAGCUCGUGGGGGCCAGAUAUUAAGAACGUGAUACGAAAUGGAGACGGUUUAGAUUAUGCGGUAUAAAUACCGUGGGUAUAUGGUUCGAGUAAAGUUAUUAGAGGGAUUGAAAUUCAAUAG
This is a messenger RNA of Aspergillus melleus, 1352 nucleotides long. RefSeq names its product aldo/keto reductase family protein. The record is from RefSeq and is a predicted model, not a curated record. The coding region runs from base 290 to 1255 and encodes 321 amino acids. NCBI's taxonomy places the organism in Eukaryota, Fungi, Ascomycota, Eurotiomycetes, Eurotiales, Aspergillaceae. The transcript has 3 exons. Gene Ontology annotation, cellular component: cytoplasm.